CAUGUAGAAAUAUCUAUUUUUUUAAUGCUUGGGAUUGGCAGGACUGCCCCCAACUCGGCAUAUUUCCGCCCUUUGUCGCCAGCCGUGACCAGAUCUGCGUGGACGCCGGCUUUUCCUCCGCGAGCGGUGCCCGCGCGGCCGGCUGGGGUGUGUGUGGAGGGCAGUGUGUUAUGGCUGCUACAGUAAAGGAGUGUCUGGAGCUCCAGCUCCUGGAAGUGGAAAUGCUCUUUUCGAUGUUCCCGAAGAAAGGUGAAAUAAACCUGUGUGAUGAGGAUGCCGUGCCUGGCAUGCAGCGCUAUCUGAGAAACUCUGAGGGAGCUCUGCCCCCGCAGCUCGGGUAUUCGGUUGCUAUCGAUGUAGGGGAGUCAAAGGCAAAAGUAGAAUUGCAGGUACUGUUGCCUCACAUGUAUCUUCAUGUAGCUCCUCAACUUUUUGCAAGAUCAGAUGCACUAAACAGACAGCAACAGUUGCAGCUCAACACUCACCUCACUUCUCACAUCAGCUCUUUGGAUUUAGGUGAACUGUGUGUAUGUGCAGCUGUCCAAUGGGUGAAGGAAAACAGCCUGCCUUAUUUGCAAAACAGUACAAGCACUUCUGAAGGUGCUUCAAAAGCAGAAGUAUUUAAAGAAACAUUUCAUCGCAUGUGGAUCUAUAGCCAUCAUAUAUAUAGGCAGGAACUGAGAAAAAAGAUUUUUGACUGUGCAAAGAAGUUAAAUCUGAUUGGCUUCUGUCUAACAGGAAAAUCUGGUGUGAUCUGUGUGGAGGGAAUGAGAGAAAACUGUGAAGAGUUCUGGCGUGUUAUUAGGUAUCCCAAUUGGAAGCAUAUUUCAUGCAAGCAUGUGGAUAUAGAAACUGAGGGAAACAUUGAUAGUCUUCGUCUCUUUCAUACUUUUGAAGACCUACAGUUUCAGGCGCAUGGUGAUUAUGGCCUGAGGAAUGACUAUCACAUGGAUCUGGGCCAGCUCCUAGAAUUCCUGAAACAACAUCAAAGUGGACAUAUUUUUCAGAUUUUCUUUGAUGUUGAAGGCAAACUUUCAGACAAAUAAGAGAAACUGUGUAAGUUUUAAUUUUGGACAGCAGGUGAUGAAGCAAACAUUGAAAUACUGUGCCUUACAGCUACUGUGAAAUGGGAAACUUUAACAGGCAAGAAGGACAGUUCAAGGAGUUAAUCUUUGCUUCUGUUCUGAAUUGUUGCAUACACUUGAGAAAUGUUUGCUUAUUUUCUGAAACCCUAAAAUCAGCAUUUAUCAUUCUUGAGCCACAUCUCAAAGAAGUAGUUACAAGAUGAUAAAAAUUCCACCGUGCAGUAUCCUGAAUUAUACAGUUCUGUCUCCUCUUAUACUAUGCUGUAUGAUACUAACCUGAGGUGCAAGCCUGUAGUUAACAGCUUCCACACAGAGCUACAGGAGACUGAACUGGCUGCUAUCACAGAUCAAUGUGGUUUCCAAUACAAAACCAUAUUCUGCUCAAAGAAAUCUUACUGCUGUAUUCAUGAUUUACUUCAUGCAGUGUUUUGUACUGCUUCACAAAGCAUGCGCUCUCACUUCAUUCCAUGAAAUGCAAAGACUGUGCCCAACCACAACAUCAAGCUUUGCUUUUAAAUAAAGGAGUGUGUGUGUGGGGGGGGGGGAAUCCCACGUUACCCUGUCACUUGUAUGCUUUGGGUAUUACCUAUUCAAUUUUACUGCCAUUACCGACCAUCAUUUUCCAGCUGCUCUUUCUACUAUCUCAUUAUGGUCUGUGUAUGUUAUUAGUAAUUUUUCAGCUGCUCACCUCAUGACAUUUCGUAUAUAUAUUGCUAGGCCAAGCACCUUGGAAAUGAAAGCAUGUAAGAGGUGAUAUAAUAAACAAAAGUUUAAUGUUGUCUCUUUUCCUUAUAUAGUAAAUAAAAAUGCGUACAACUU
Messenger RNA from Dromaius novaehollandiae (emu), 1904 nucleotides. RefSeq names its product RWD domain containing 2A (gene RWDD2A). Gene Ontology annotation, molecular function: protein binding. Lineage: Eukaryota; Metazoa; Chordata; Aves; Casuariiformes; Dromaiidae. The record is from RefSeq and is a predicted model, not a curated record.